AGUGGCAAGUACCGCUGGUACUUUUCCUAUCGAGUUUGCAACCUGCAAAAUCCGAGUCGGAAUAGCCAACAAGAUGACAUGUCGAACCUUUGGGAUACCAAAGACCUACGUUCAACGUGCCCGCGAGAUAUCGCAUUAUCCUUUUGAUCGCAACCAAAGAAUGAGUCAAGCAGCUGGCAAUGACGGACAGGCGGUCCCAGAGGGGGAGCCUGAGCACGUGAGCGUGCCCACUGAAGCAUCGAGCUUCACACCUCAGCAGGCCUCCGAGCAGGCGGUCCCAGGCGUGGGCCCUAUACCGGAAGCCAUCCCUAUUGUCCAGCCGCAGUUCGCGGCUAACUUCAUGAACUUCCUCCAGCAGAUGGCUGGAGCUUACGUGCCACCACCGCCGCCACCGUCGCCACCAGUGGCGGUGGUCACUAUCGAGAAACUCCGGAAGAAUGGAGCUGAGGAAUUCUUGGGCGAUCAGAUCGCCGACCCCAUGAUUGCCAAACGGUGGUUUGAGCGAACCAUCCGAGUGUUGGGGAACCUGAGGGUUCCACAGGAGCAGCGUGGCGACCUCGCAGUCGCAUUACUUCAGGAUUCCGCCUACGACUGGUGGAAGCGUGUGGGAGCAGGCGUCCCGGAGCCCGUGCAGAUUUGACCGACUCUUCCACGAAGAGUACAUCCCUGAGCACUUCGUCGAGGCGAAGCGGGAGGAGUUUUUGAAGUUCACCCAGG
Molecule: messenger RNA, 717 nt
Organism: Cuscuta campestris
Lineage: Eukaryota; Viridiplantae; Streptophyta; Magnoliopsida; Solanales; Convolvulaceae
Source: the annotation of a GenBank genome assembly